AUGGACGCUGGAACUCGGCCAUCAAAGCCUACGCCUGGAUUUUCUAAACCUUGCCGGUCGUCGUCCGACUGUCAAACCGACGGCGCCGAAUGCGUGAAAUCGCACUGCGCUUGCGGUUCUGCGUACUACCUUGUCACACUAUCAAACAACAAUAAAUUAUGCAUGAAAAGUGCAGAUAUGGACGCGUGCUUGGGGCGGAAGAAACCUGCAGCAGUUGCCGCUGCAAAACCCAUAACUGUUAGGUCUGGAACUUGCGGUACGUCGGCGGUGGUCCCAUCCGUCAGUCUGCGGACGAUUUCAAGUGGAGCGAAGUUUCGCAUCGUCGGCGGAAAAAAUGCUUUGAACUGCAGCUAUCCGUACGCAACGAUAGUUCAACGCAAACAAGGCAACACAGUCGGUCUAUGCGGCGGAUCGCUCAUCAGCAGUCGUCACGUCCUCACAGCUGCUCACUGCUGGCAACCAGGGGACUUGGCAUCGUACUUCCAGAUGACGUUUGGGACGAUUGACAAAUCAGAUCAAUCUGCACAAAAGAUUCUAGGAGGAAGCUUGGAAGUUCACGAGAACUAUGUAAAGGCCGGAAAGGGCUUCGACAUCAUGAUCAUCAAACUGGCAAAGGACGUCACGUUUAACGCAUGCACGAUGCCGAUCUGCCUCCCAACUACGGAUGUGCCCGCUGACACGAUGUGCGUCGCAGUCGGGUGGGGAAUCAUGGCCUACGGUAGCAAAAGUACCUCAACAAUGUUGCAGGAAGUUGGACUUCCUCUAAUGAACACCAGCACCUGCUUCGAUUCUAAUCAUUAUAACUCGCUGAGACCCCCAAAUGUUCACUGUGCUGGAUUUGAAACAGGAGGAAAAGACACUUGUCAGGGCGACAGCGGUGGACCAUUGGCAUGCCGUCAUGACGACGGUAAAUUCUACUUGCACGGCAUUACGAGCUUCGGUGGCGAGUGCGGCCAAGCCAAGUUUCCAGGCGUGUACACGAAAGUUACUGCCUAUAUAGAUUGGAUCGUUAAACACAUGAAAUGA
Molecule: messenger RNA, 1026 nt
Organism: Soboliphyme baturini
Lineage: Eukaryota; Metazoa; Nematoda; Enoplea; Dioctophymatida; Soboliphymatidae
Source: the annotation of a GenBank genome assembly